This is a messenger RNA of Stomoxys calcitrans (stable fly), 2079 nucleotides long. RefSeq lists its product as uncharacterized. The transcript is spliced from 2 exons. The record is from RefSeq and is a predicted model, not a curated record. Gene Ontology annotation, cellular component: cytoplasm. Gene Ontology annotation, biological process: positive regulation of MAPK cascade; cell surface receptor protein tyrosine kinase signaling pathway. Lineage: Eukaryota; Metazoa; Arthropoda; Insecta; Diptera; Muscidae. Bases 49 to 1839 code for a protein of 596 amino acids.
UUUCCAAACACUAAUUCAAUAAUCUGUACGUCUGCCUCUCCGUUAAUAAUGGACGUCGAAGUACCUAUAUUGUCAGGUUAUCUAAAUGUGCCGACGCAAUCAGGAUUCCCCCUGAAUAGGAUUUCCAAAAGAAAAUCAUAUCAGAAAUACUGUUUGCUAUUUAAAUCAAGUAGAUAUGGAAUCGAACGCCUGGAAAUUUGUGAGUCAAAGGAAGAUAAAAAUCCCAAAAUUGUUACUCUGGAGAAUUGUGUUAAAAUAACUCAAGAACCAUCACCCGCUAAUCUUAUUUGUAUAGUUAAGAAAACUGCAACCCUUACACUUAACGCUGUGAAUGAAGAUAGUUUAAAAGAAUGGGUUAAUGCUCUACAAAACGUAGCUUUUCCGAACAACAAAAUACAAAACAUAUCGGCCAUUGAAGAGGAUAACGACUUGUAUUGCAGUUCUUAUGGAGAUGGACUUUUUAUUGUCUCUCUGGUACCCUCGGAAGCUUCAGUACGAUGCAGUAUCGAACCAAAGUGCUAUAUACUGCAAUUGACCGCUACAGAGCUGCAGUUAAAGUCCACAAACGGUUCAAAAAAUGUCAUAUCUAACUGGCCGUACCGUUUCAUUCGCAAAUAUGGAUACCGAGAUGGUAAAUUUACCUUUGAAGCUGGAAGAAAAUGUUCUACUGGUGAAGGGGUAUUUGUUUUGGACCACUCAAAUCCACAAGAUGUUUUUCGCUGUAUGUCUUCGAAAAUGAAAUGUAUGAAAAAACUUAUAUCUGGCGAAGUACCGAAUAUUGAUAGUUGUGAAAAUCAACUCAAUGCUGCAGCGUCCAUGGAAGCAGGAUCAAGGAGCCCAUUGCCUGCCACAUUUUCAGGACAACAUUCCGUAGAUGUUGAAACGAAUUGCAAUCAAAUUAUAAGAUGCUUUUCAUCCAAUGACUCGAACUGCCAUACAGUGAUACAAUCUUCGAAAAACGUUCCCAGUAAACCACCUCGUAAACUUUUAACUGUUGCUGAUAAGUCUCCAGCUUUUGAUUCGCAAAGCGUUCCAACUAAAUCUGAUAAUAGCAUUAUCAACGAGAAUGCAAAACAAUAUAAAAUGUUUGAGCCUGUAACAAUUACAUCUACAAUUGAUCCCAAUAAAUCAGUAGGGUCCACGGUUAUUCUAACACCCUCAUCUCCCAAUAUACAACAUGCUUGCAAUACGAAAAACGAUACAAUUUCCGAUGUCAUACUGUGCAACAACGAUUCGUUAGUGGAAAGAGAUUAUGAAAGCAUAGAACAUAUAACAGAAGCAUGGAGAACGUUAGGCAUAAAUGACGUCAAACACAUUGAAAAUGUACGUCCAUCCGAUGAUAGUAAUUUUGAAGAUAUUCCUUGGUCUCGCGACUUAACUAAAAUCAACAGAGGCCAGUUGAAGGAUCCCAUAUCCAUCGGAGUAACAUCAAAAAUUAUCGAUAUUGAUAUAGGAGAAAGCAAUAAAAGUGUCAAUAACAUUCUACCCACAGAUUUUACAUAUGAUCGCCUAGAGUUUUUAUCAGCCAAUAACCAUACUUCGAGUGGCUAUAAGACUAUUGUGUCUGUUACACCAAUAUCUAGAGUGGCAGGAGCGAUGAAACCUUUACAAAACGAAUACGAACAGAUAAAUGUACCAGAUAUAGAUUCAUGUCGCAAAGCCGAUGACAGUCAUUUGGGUUAUGGUGUGCUUAGAAAAUUAAGAAUCUCUGGGGCCCUAUCAGCUACACCUACACAUAUGACUACAAAUUCUCGUAAUAUUAACACCGACAGUGAUACGAAUAAGCAAGAUGAAGUCGGCCCAAAUUACGUUCAAGUGAAUAAGCCCAAAAUUUUUUAAUGAUUUAUUCUUCAGUUAAGAAUUGUUUGAUUAUCUAAUCUGUGAUUAUGCUUUUGGUAUGUGAGUAUAUCAUCGUGUAUUGACGUAUAAAAAUCUGUUCGAACUGCAUUUACUUCAGUAUAUUAAUGAUUUACGUUUAAAAUUUCGUGGCAUUUAAAAAUACACAAUCAGCAUAUUGUAGUCAGUAAAUUAUAUUUUUUAUACUUUAAGCCAUAAAUUAAUAAAAAAAAUAAAAAUUGU